Molecule: messenger RNA, 2736 nt
Organism: Aspergillus viridinutans
Lineage: Eukaryota; Fungi; Ascomycota; Eurotiomycetes; Eurotiales; Aspergillaceae
Product: chloride channel protein
Exons: 3
Coding region: 1-2736 (911 amino acids)
Biological process (GO): transmembrane transport; chloride transport
Cellular component (GO): early endosome; membrane; Golgi apparatus
Molecular function (GO): voltage-gated chloride channel activity
Source: RefSeq, a predicted model, not a curated record
AUGCCUCGUUCCGUUCCUCCGAAUAUAUCGCCCUUGCCUCAAAGUGAUGACUUGAGUCUUGCCGCAAGCGAAUAUCUAAACAUUGCUUCCCGCACCGCUCCACCGUCUCCAUCGGCCUUCAGGCGUACACAUUCCCUUCUCUCCGAAACUCAUACCGGGUACCAGUCGCUGGAAUCCCAUAUGGAAGCCGGUGAAACCACAAGUUUGUUAGGGAAUACUCGCGAAAAUCGUCGGGGCACACCACGAAGAUCGUACACCAGCAUCUCCGCUAUUCCAGCCCCUGAUAAUUAUCUCAGACACUCCUUGACGAGUGGUAGCCUACGUCGGUCUCGGCAUCACAGCCGUGCAAAUUCGCAGUCCCUGCGAUUUAGCCGAAGAGGAAGUAUUGACGACGAUCGAGGUGAAAGCGUUCCACCAUCGGCCAAGGAUGGAAUGACCGCUUCAUUUCUUGACGAGCGUAACUGGUACGACCAGUUCACCUCGACUGACUGGGUGCAUGACAGUAUUGCUGAUGGGGCGCGUCUGCGGGAACUGCGCAAGCGCAAGGAUUUUCGCGGUCGACUGCUCGCGGCGUUUGAUGGUUCUCAGGGUUGGAUUCUGGUUGCGUUGAUCGGCUGCAUCACGGCUGCCAUCGCCUAUUUUGUGGAUGUGACCGAGGAUUUCGUUUUCGAUCUGAAGGAAGGGUUUUGCACAACAAAAUGGUUCCAUAACCAUGAAAGCUGCUGUGCAGACACCCUGGACUGCUCUGGAUGGCGGUCAUGGUCGCAGAUUCUCAGUCCGUCUGGUUCCGGCAAUGGAUGGGUCGACCAUGCCAUGUUUGUGCUCUGGGUGGUUAUCCUUUCAGUUAUCUCAUGCUACCUGACGCUGUUCACCAAGACGGUCGUGCCAUCCUCGGUCUCCCUCACGACGCUUGAUGAGAACCUCGGUGCCGGGACUUCGCAAGGAACGAAGCGUGACGCCUCCGAGGACGCCUCUCCAGCAUCAUUAACUAGCCCGGAGACGCAUUAUCCAACGAUCUCCACGCGCCCCGCCAUGACUUACUAUUCCGCAGCGGGCAGCGGAGUGGCCGAGGUGAAAGUCAUCAACAGCGGUUUCGUCCUUCACGGGUACCUGGGGUUCAAGACUUUGGUCAUCAAGACUAUUGCGCUAGUCUUCAGUGUCUCGUCCGGCCUGAGUCUUGGGAAGGAAGGUCCGUAUGUGCAUAUUGGCGCGUGUGUCGGAAACAUCGCAUGUCGGUUGUUCUCCAAGUAUAAUGAUAACGACGGCAAGAGGCGUGAGGUGCUCAGCGCCAGCGCUGCAAGUGGUGUCGCCGUCGCUUUCGGGGCCCCAAUUGGUGGAGUUUUGUUCAGUUUGGAAGAAGUCAGUUAUUAUUUCCCGCCAAAGACUUUAUUCAGAACGUUCUUCUGCUGUAUUGCGGCAGCCCUUUCUUUGAAAUUCCUCAACCCCUACGGCACUGGCAAGAUUGUCCUUUUUCAGGUCCGUUAUGUCACCGAUUGGGAGAUAUUUGAAGUCGUCAUUUUCGCACUGCUUGGUGUUCUGGGAGGAGCCGCUGGCGCUCUCUUCAUCAAGGCCUCGAGUCUGUGGGCGAAAUCAUUUCGCAGACUUUCCAUCAUUAAACGCUGGCCAAUGCUGGAAGUUAUCCUUGUUGCACUGGUGACCGGGGUGGUCAGUUUCUGGAACCGGUACGCGAAGCUGCCUGUCUCCGAACUCCUUUUCGAGUUGGCAAGUCCAUGUGAUCACGAGUCCGUGACAUCAACUGGGUUGUGUCCCACCGAAGACGGGAUCGGCGAGAUUAUCAACGAUCUGCUGGUAGCCUUCGUGAUCAAGAGUCUUUUGACGGUGGUGACAUUCGGCAUCAAGCUGCCCGCCGGAAUCUAUGUGCCGUCCAUGGUUGUCGGCGGUCUCAUGGGCCGUAUUGUUGGCCAUGUGGUGCAAUUCUUGGUUGUAAAGUUUCCAAACUUCUUUUUAUUCUCGACCUGUCCGGUGUACUCGGGCAUGGAGUCCUGCGUUGUUCCGGGAGUGUAUGCAAUGGUGGCCGCCGGGGCGACCAUGUGCGGCGUAACGCGCUUGUCUGUCACUCUGGCGGUCAUUCUGUUUGAGUUGACGGGCAGCCUGGACCAUGUCCUGCCGUUUUCCCUGGCAAUUCUUUGCGCCAAAUGGACUGCAGACGCCAUGGAGCCUCGUAGUAUUUAUGACCUGCUCACUGAUAUGAAUUCCUAUCCAUUCCUCGACAACAAGAUUCAGCUUCUCUCGGAGGACGAACUUGGGGACAUUGUACGACCUGUUCGGAAGAGUCGCGUGAUUGAUAUUUCAGAAUCGCCUUUUGUGCCGGCAACCGAGCUGCGCUCCAAGCUGCAGCACCUGCUUAUGGCAGGUGAGCUGGACAGCGGCCUCCCUAUUCUGCGCCAUGAUAUUUUGUGCGGUAUUAUACCGGCUCCAGACCUUGAGUACGCCCUUGACACUAUUGAGGAUGAGGAACACACCAUGUGCCUCAUGUCAAUGGACACGGCUUCAGCUGUCGUUGACAGCGAAGAUGGCAACGGUAAUACCUGGGUAGACUUCCGCCGAUACAUUGAUCCGGCUCCAAUCUCUCUGGAUAUCCAUUCGCCCAUCGAUCUUGUCUACCAAUGUUUCGCCAAGUUGGGACUGCGUUAUCUGUGCGUUCUCCGCGAUGGACAGUACGCAGGCCUUGUCCACAAGAAGGCAUUCGUCAAAUAUGUCAAGGAUACCGAGUGA